Messenger RNA from Fusarium redolens, 807 nucleotides. RefSeq lists its product as uncharacterized. Lineage: Eukaryota; Fungi; Ascomycota; Sordariomycetes; Hypocreales; Nectriaceae. The record is from RefSeq and is a predicted model, not a curated record. The coding region runs from base 138 to 761 and encodes 207 amino acids. The transcript has 2 exons.
CUUCAGCAUCAACAAGUCAAUUAACAAACUCUUAUCACAUUAUCCGCACCCACCCUCCCUGGAUGCGCAUCUGUUUCUAGAGCUAUGAUAUAUCAUCCUCCAUCUUCUGCACCUUUUCGAACCGAAACGCGACCGCCAUGAGAUCUCCUAAGCCAACGCCGCCAAGCAACAAACCAGAUAAUGAGAUAUCCAUCAGUCAUACUUGGAGACAUACUCUUGCGAUACAGAUCGAGAACAACCAAGGCGAACUUCCAUGUCCUGUGGCGACACAGGGUGCUCACCUCAUCCCUCCGCCACCAACACCUGCUUUCCAUACCAGCACUCCCAACACAGUCUUCAUCCAAAGCCUCACAAACAAACUCAAACUUCUUCAAAUGCGUCAAAAUAUCCGAAUAGGCCUCUACGGUGCAGAGUUUGCCGACCAGUGGCCGAUAUCCAAGACGCCGAGAGAUCUUGCCAAGGACGCUGCGAAUAGAGUCACCAAGAUACACGAUGACCUAUUAUUAGCCUUGGGUGAUGACACGGAAACAGAUGAGGAAGAGAAUGAGAGGUGCGGUAUACAAAACGAAUUAAUCUCUGCGGCCUGCCGAAAGCGCAUGUUAGAGGCAAGGGAGAAGAGGAAGAGAGACGUUCCGCUCCCUUCGCCUGAAGGAACGGACGAUGAUACGACUGGACAGAUAAAGAAAAGGAAGAGGGACGACAUUGAAUUGGUGGAGCCGACGCGGAAGAGAAAGAGAGAUGCAACAAGGAGACAUCGAUAAAGGCGAUCGAUCCACCUUUGGCAUCGAUCUUGCGUUGCACGAGGUC